GUGAAAUUACCGGAAAGCUUUCUGUAAAACACAUCUAUGAAAUUGCAAAAAUUAAAUCGACUGAUAAAGCUAUGAUUGGUGUUCCAUUAAAGGAAAUUUGCCAAUUAGUUAUUGAAAGAGCUUCAGAAAUUGGGAUUAAAAUACAAUAUGAGGAUUUGGACCCUAAUGAAUAUAAAGAAUUUUUGGAUAUGCGCCGUGAAGUUGUUAAACAACAAUUGGAAGAAAUUGCAAAACAAGAAGCAGCAAAACUUUUGAGAAUUUAA
This is a messenger RNA of Meloidogyne enterolobii, 263 nucleotides long. NCBI's taxonomy places the organism in Eukaryota, Metazoa, Nematoda, Chromadorea, Rhabditida, Meloidogynidae. The record is from the annotation of a GenBank genome assembly.